Messenger RNA from Pestalotiopsis fici W106-1, 1158 nucleotides. RefSeq lists its product as uncharacterized. The transcript is spliced from 2 exons. The record is from RefSeq and is a predicted model, not a curated record. Bases 1 to 1158 code for a protein of 385 amino acids. Lineage: Eukaryota; Fungi; Ascomycota; Sordariomycetes; Amphisphaeriales; Sporocadaceae.
AUGGCGCCCACCAAGGAAAUGAAGCUUCGGUCUUCCGAUGCUGCUCUGCAGCUGGUUGAUCCCGACCAGACGUUGAAGGCGUCCAAGGCGCUCCUGGCGCAUAUGAAGAAGGCCUCCAAGGAAAAGGCAGAAAAGGCCGACAAAAAGAACCUCUUGGCUGCCGACUCGGACGACGAGACUUCCUUGAACGAGCAGCCCGUCUGGUUGACCCUGACCACCAAGAGACACAUUGUCGACUCCAGCCGCCUCAAGCCCGGCAAGAUUGUGCUGCCGCAUCCUCUGAAUACCGACCCCGAGCUGAGCGUCUGCCUCAUCAGCGCCGAUCCCCAGCGCCACUACAAGAACCUCGUUGCCUCGGAAGAGUUCCCGGAAGAAUGGCGCAAGCGAGUCACUCGAGUUAUUGACGUUGGCAAGCUUCAGGCCAAGUUCAAGCAGUACGAGGAGCAGAGGAAACUCUACGCCGAGCACGACAUUUUCCUCGGAGAUUCUCGCAUCAUUACUCGACUUCCCAAAGUACUGGGCAAGACCUUUUACAAGAACACGGCCAAGCGCCCCAUCCCUGUGAAUCUCGAGUCGAGAAACAAGCCCAAGGUGGAUGGCAAGAAGGUCAAGAAGGUCAAGGGAGACGAUACCCCCAAGUCAUGCACUCCUGCCGAGCUCGCCGCCGAGAUUGAAAAGGCCGUCGGCUCUGCCCUCGUGCACCUGUCGCCAUCGACCAACACUGCCGUCCGCGUGGGCUAUGCCGGAUGGUCUGCCGACAAGAUUGCCGCCAACGCAAACGCUGUCGCCGAGGUCCUGGUGGAGAAGUACGUGCCGCAAAAGGACAAGAACGUUCGCGCCAUGUACCUCAAGGGUUCCGAGACGGUCGCCCUGCCUCUGUACCUGGCGGACGAGCUGUGGCUGGACGGUCAAAAGGACAUCAUGACCAAGGAGGCCGAGGAGGCCAAGGCUCUGGCCGAGAAGCCCAACGUUGGCAAGAAGCGAAAGUCUCUGGACGCGCAGCCCGAGGAGACGGCGCCGGCGACCAAGAAGGCCAAGAAGACCAAGGCAAAGGCCCAGCCCGAGAGCGACGACUCCCACCUCGACAAGGAGAUUGCAGAGCGCAAGGCCAAGCUCAAGAAGCAGAAGGCUGCGGCCAAGAAGGCUGUCGAUGUUUAA